This is a messenger RNA of Leucoraja erinaceus (little skate), 2174 nucleotides long. RefSeq names its product negative elongation factor complex member C/D (gene nelfcd). Gene Ontology annotation, biological process: negative regulation of transcription elongation by RNA polymerase II. Lineage: Eukaryota; Metazoa; Chordata; Chondrichthyes; Rajiformes; Rajidae. Gene Ontology annotation, cellular component: NELF complex; nucleus. The transcript is spliced from 15 exons. The record is from RefSeq and is a predicted model, not a curated record. The coding region runs from base 16 to 1905 and encodes 629 amino acids. Gene Ontology annotation, molecular function: RNA binding.
ACUCCGGUGCCAUAGAUGGCGCUGCGCCGGGAGGUCAGCCUCUCCUGCCGCAGGCCCGGUUUCCCUCCGCGGCGUCUGUUUACUCCGGGACCCAUGGGCGAGAGCAGUGGACGGAGUGGCGGUAGCGCCGGCGCUGGCGGCGGCCUCCGGGCCAAGGGGAUAAGCGAUGAGUACUUCGGGAGCGCGGCGGACUGGGAAGAACAGGAUGGCUCCAUGCACGAUGAAGACGAUGGGGACGGUGAAGAUGAUGCGGAGGUGCAGCAGGAAUGCCUGCAGAAGUUCUCCAGUCGAGAUUACAUAAUGGAGCCACCUAUUUUCAACACAUUGAAAAGAUAUUUCCAGGCCGGGGGCUCUCCAGAGCAUGUGAUCCAAAUGCUGUCUGAGAAUUACACGGCAGUAGCACAGACUGUAAAUCUGCUGGCAGAGUGGCUUAUCCAGACAGCAGGGGUGGAACCAUCACAUGUACAGGAAACUGUGGAGAACCAUUUGAAGAGUUUGCUCAUUAAGCACUUUGAUCCUCGGAAAGCCGAUUCCAUUUUCACAGAGGAGGGGGAGACACCAGCUUGGCUAGAACAAAUGAUUGCUCAUGUAACUUGGAGAGACCUCUUUUAUAAACUGGCAGAAGCUCACCCCGACUGCUUGAUGCUCAAUUUUACUGUUAAGCUAAUUUCAGACGCUGGAUACCAGGGUGAAAUAACCAGCGUGUCAACGGCCUGCCAGCAGCUCGAGGUCUUCUCCCGUGUUCUCCGCACCUCUCUUGCCACACUUGUUGAUGGGGGUGAAGAACAUUUGGAGAAAAACCUGCCUGAAUUUGCAAAAAUGGUAUGUCACGGGGAGCAUACAUACCUUUACGCUCAGUCUAUAAUGUCUGUGUUGGCUCAAGAAGAACAAGGUGGGGCAGCUGUCCGAAGAAUUGCACAGGAAGUUCAGAGAUAUGCACAUGAGAAAGGUCAUGAUGCCAGUCAGAUUACCCUGGCGUUAGGCACAGCUGCAUCCUACCCCCGAGCUUGUCAGGCACUGGGUGCCAUGCUGUCCAAAGGAGCUCUGAAUCCUGCUGAUAUCACAGUGUUAUAUAAAAUGUUCACCAGCAUGGAUCCACCGCCUGUAGAAUUGAUUAGAGUCCCGGCUUUCCUUGAUCUUUUUAUGCAAUCUCUCUUCAAACCGGGCUCCAAAAUCAAUCCCGAGCAUAAGCACAAGUACAUCUACAUCUUAGCUUAUGCAGCCAGUGUGGUGGAAUCGUGGAAAAAGAACAAAAGAUUUAACAUCAACAAAGAUGAGCUGAAAUCCACCUCAAAGGCAAUUGAGACCGUCCACAAUCUGUGCUGCAAUGAAAACAAAGGGGCUUCAGAGCUGGUUGCUGAGUUGGGAACGCUUUAUCAAUGUAUUCGGUUUCCGGUGGUGGCGAUGGGAGUGCUGAAAUGGGUUGAUUGGACUGUGUCUGAGUCCAGCUAUUUUCAGUUGCAGACGGACCAUACACCCGUUCACUUGGCCUUACUGGAUGAGAUCAGUACCUGCCACCAGCUUCUCCAUCCCCAGGUCCUGCAGCUGCUUGUUAAACUGUUUGAGACUGAACAUUCCCAGCUUGAUGUCAUGGAGCAGUUGGAGCUGAAGAAAACCCUGCUGGACAGGAUGGUUCACCUGCUGAGUCGUGGCUAUGUCCUGCCCGUGGUCAGCUAUAUGCGCAAGUGCCUGGAGAAGCUCAACACAGACAUCUCACUGAUCAGAUACUUUGUGACAGAGGUCCUGGAUGUCAUUGCCGCACCGUACACCUCAGAUUUCGUCCACCUUUUUCUCCCAAUUCUGGAGAACGACAGCAUUGUUGGCACAAUUAAAACUGAAGGGGAGUGUGAUGCUGUGGCAGAGUUUAUCGCACACUGCAAAUCCAACUUCAUCAUGAUGAACUAACACAAGGACCACAGGAGGAUGCGCAAGAUGAUUCUGAGAGAUAUGGGACAAGGUGGAACACCCUGUACGGUGAUGUGAAAUUGAUUGAAGAAUUAUGACCUGGAGCCAGCAGUAGCCGAAUAGAGGAAUAAUUAGUAGAUUUUGUAUUUUUUUACAUAAUUGAUGUCUAAGGUUAAACAUAUAUAGAAACUUUUUUCUGCAAACAAAUUGAGAAGUAAAUUGAGUUUGGAACUGAUGUAGUACAAAUAAAUAAUGGUGCUGCACUUUUA